AUGGCCAUCCAGAGCGAGCUGGAACGACCCGGAUCUUGGGCCUUAGCAACGGACCACUACCCGCCGCAGCGGCUUCGGCCAAUAUCGAGCAUAUCGAGCCCGCACCUGGGGCUGGCACCGCCGCGGCCGGCGGUCCAGCUGCCGCGGCUAGCCGCGAUCAGCGAGGCGUCGGCGCUGUCGCACGCGGGGCGGGUGGAGCGGCUCGCGGGGCGGCUCAAGAAGGGGACGCGGCGGCGGUACCUGGAGGCGAUCGGGGCGGCGCGGCUGGAGCUGCUGCCGCAGAGCGUGCUGGACCGCAUCUGCCGGCACGUGCCGUACGAGCGGCUGCUCUGGCUAUACCAGCAGUCGCGGGCGCUGCGGCGGCACGUCGACCCGCACCUGGCCCCGCACGAGACCAAGCUCUCCUUCGUCCUCCGCGCCGAGCGCGACUAUCCCCAGCACCGGCUCAGCGCGCCCCCCAACCUCGGCUGCUACAUGUGCCACCGCGUCCUCCCCGCCGCCCUUUUCGCCAGCAACCAGCCCCUCCAGGCCCUCCUCCGCGCCCCCUUCCCCGACCCCGGCCCCGGCCCCAGCCCGCGCCCGCGCCCGACCCCCCCCCAGGUCGUCGUCAACCUCCGCCGCUUCUGCAUCCGCUGCGGCAUCCAGUCCGGCUGCCACCUCCCCGGCGACUCCCUCAUCACUCGCACCGGCUAUCAGUUCUGGCUGUGCCGCUGCUUCCGCAUCCUCGACGACCACGUCCCCCACUGCAAGGACUGCAGGGCCGUCUGUCCCUUCGCGCCCCAGCCGCGCACGCGGCGCCCUCCCCUCGGCGGGGGUCCGGAUACGAUGGCGAGUGGCGAUCGAUAG
Durotheca rogersii is the source of this 846-nucleotide messenger RNA. RefSeq lists its product as uncharacterized. The coding region runs from base 1 to 846 and encodes 281 amino acids. The record is from RefSeq and is a predicted model, not a curated record. NCBI's taxonomy places the organism in Eukaryota, Fungi, Ascomycota, Sordariomycetes, Xylariales, Xylariaceae. The transcript has a single exon.